Messenger RNA from Hordeum vulgare subsp. vulgare (domesticated barley), 1836 nucleotides. RefSeq lists its product as uncharacterized. Gene Ontology annotation, molecular function: protein binding. NCBI's taxonomy places the organism in Eukaryota, Viridiplantae, Streptophyta, Magnoliopsida, Poales, Poaceae. The transcript has a single exon. The record is from RefSeq and is a predicted model, not a curated record. Bases 1 to 1551 code for a protein of 516 amino acids.
AUGGCCAGGACCGCGACGGGCCGCCGGCGGCGUCCAAGAGGCGACGACCGGAUCAGCGCCCUCCCCGACGAUCUCCUCCUUGUGGUCCUGCGCCGCCUCGACAUCCGGACGGCAGUCGGCACCACGGCGCUCUCCAGGCGCUGGGCUUGCCUCCGCGGUGAGCUCCCCAUCCUCGACUUGAGUGUCCACGCGAUGCUCCCUCCGCGCUACCACCGUUGGAUCCAGCUCCACGGCGUCGUCGGGAAAAGUGGUUUCCAGUACGACAUGCGUCAAGUGUCACGAGAGCUGUUGCCCAACAUCAGGAGGUACGAGCACCGCGCCAUGCGCGCUUUGACCAGGUCUGCCCAGACCUUCUUGGACGCUCCAACCGCCUUCCGCCGGAGGAGGAUCAGUAGGCUGAGGCUCGAGUUCUUCGUUACCCAAAGCACCGAAUGCAUGAAUCGGCUUAUCGCGGAGGCCAUGGAUGCUUGUGGGGUGGAUGACCUCCAAGUUGUUGCUAAGCCAAUUUUCUGGCAACGAGGCGCAGUCCACACCUUUGCCAGCCAUGGCCUCUGCAAGGAGCCCAGUGCGUCACGCCUGCAAAGCCUCAAGCUUGGUGGCUGCAUGCUCCCGCCGCUGUACGAGUACAGCGCGCUCACUAGGCUCGUCCUGCAGGACAUACCUGAAUCGACGCCCGUGGCAACCUACCAGGGGGUCUUCACCUCGUGCCAGCAGCUGCAGGUGCUGCAUCUCAUCUCCUGCCGGUGCAGCGCCGGGGGAAUAUUGGUGGACGCCCCCAUGUCAAAAAUCAAGGAGCUCGUUGUGGAUAAGUGCAGAUUCAGACAGUUACGUCUAAGGGCUCUGCCCAAUCUCGAGAGCCUAGCCUCCCUUGGACAUAUGGUGUUCCUCGAGUCCGCCUCGUUCCCUUGUCUCGGAAAAUUUAACCUCACCUCACGCCUCGGCCUGAGAACGCAAGGGUUUCGUGAAUACGUGAAGCAACGCUUGAAGAUAGACCAUGAGUCGCUUCUUGAAAACAUGCCAGAAAUAUCGAGUCUGAUUGUCAGGAUCAGUGGGCCUUACAGAUGGAUCGUGCCGUCUAGAGGAUCCCCGUCGACGGUGUUGUUGCCUAACCUCAGGCGGUUGCUGGUCGCCGACGUGCCUUCGUCCUGGGACGUCUCAUGGCCCCGCCUCCUACUCGAGACGGCGCCUUCCCUGGAGGUCCUCCACAUUCACAUUGCCACUUGCACACAAGAUGAGCCCAGUGAUGAGAUACGCUGGAAACCAACCACGCUUCUCCGUCACCGUCACUUGGAAGAGUUUGUGAUGGUUGGUUAUGAGGGAACAGAGAGGCAGAUUUACCUUGUCAAGUUUGUCAUGGGAGUAUGCACAGCGCUGCGCCAGGUCUCUAUCUUGAGGAACGGGCAUGCUCGGAACAAGGGGCACUGGGACUGGGAGUUGGUGACGCAGCAACACUUGUGGACCGACGAGGAGAAGAAACACACACUGAAGCACAUCAUGGAUGGAGUUUCUCCUCUGUCACCUGCUGCUCCGGUUAAACUAGUUUUUGGCUGAGUGUUCUCAUGUUUGUGCUGACCUGCAACCGUCUAGUAAUGCCCAGGCUUCUUUAUAUUUAACUAGCACUAAGCCUGUAUGUUGCUGCCAAAAACCACAUAAAAGGAUAUGGAGUGGCUGUGGUCAUGGGGAUUUUCGGAAGAGCCUUGGGAUCAUGGGAAAAUGACUUAACUGAUCAUGAACGGUGGCUUUAAGUGACACAUUAGAAUUUUGGAACGCGAGAUGUUGGGAUGAGAUGUGGCAUGAGGACGGUGAUCGGGGAAUAAAGAUUGUAGGGGGAAAUGA